UCACACUCACACACCCGACUCACACUCACACACCCGACUCACACUCACACACCCGACUCACACUCACACACCCGACUCACACCAUUGCUGGCUGUCUCCGUGGCCUAUCGCGUGGUCCCCGCGCUCCCCGCGUCUCCAUAGAGACCCCCCCCCCCCCCUCCCCUCUCCCCCUCCCGCUCCCCCUCCCCCCGCCGCGCCCCCUCCUCCCCGCUCCCAGCUGCUCCCGAUUCCUCCUCCGCGUGUGCUCGCGUGCAGCAGAGACGGUGGGGAGAUGAAAAAAGGCCGGGUGAAGCGAACUCACACUCUGGGAGCCAUCUUCACCAUUAUCUUCGCCAUCAUCCUCCUCUCGAACCUGCUGCCGUCAAGCUUCUGGGCUGAAUGGGCCCCCCGAUUCCCGUUCACGACCCCCCACAUGCCCCUGAGGGUCACGAGCGCCCGCCACUGCUCCAUGCGCAUCGUACCCCCACCGCAGUCCUCCCCCCCCUAUUCUUAUCGAGUGGGCGAUUUGCUCACCGUGUCCAUCGUGGUACGGGACUACAAUGGCAGCGCCAAGCUGCGCGGCGGGGACUACUUUCGCGCGAGGAUCCACUCGGCGGCGGAGGGAUACGGACGCGGCGGGGGGCUCGCCGGGUUCGCGGGGCUGGCGGGGCUGGCCAGCCUGGCGGGGUUUGGUGGGGAGGGGGACGGCGGAGGGGUGACGAGCGCCGCGGGCGCGGUGCGAGACCACGGGAACGGAACCUACUCGGCCACAUUCCGCUUGCUGUGGCCGGGCGCCACGGCCGUCUCCAUAUCGCUCGUCCACUCGCGGGAGGCCGUCGCGCUGCUCGCCCGCCUUCGUGACGAGGCGCCCGACAAGGUUUUUUUCUACGGCUACUUUGAGGGUGGGGGGCGCACGGAGCGCACCGAGUGCAACGCCGUGAAGCCGGGGCGAGUGCAUGGUGGGGCCGCCCGCGCAGACGAGGAGCAGGAGGUCUGCGAGUUCCGUGACGCGGGGGAGCGGUGGUUCUGCGUGAGGCCCCCCACUCUGCCCUGCUCCGCCUGGAGCUACCACUCCAUGGGGGGCUACCGCACCGUCACCACCAGGGCGGAGGACGCGCUGCUGCAUAGAUCUGUGACCGAUGUGCCGAUUGGUGGUGGUGACCUCACCAUCACGGUGCAGCCCUCGAAGCGGCACGCCUGCCCCCAUGCCGCCCGGGGCUGCCCCCCACCGCGACGGCGGUGGUGCCGAGCGGAUUCUACGUGGAGGGAGAGUGGCACUCCUUGGUGUGCGCCGCUCGGCGCUUCCGCCAGGCGGGCGCCGUGGCACGCUGCCUCCGGGGCCGCCGAGUCUUCAUGUACGGGGACUCCACGCUGCGCCAGUGGUGGCAGCUGCUCACCGACACCGCGCCCUGUGAGUGAGCCACGCGCGCUGAAGGUGGAGGCCAACAACGCUCCACUGCAGCUGGGGCCCCUGAUCGCCCGGGACCCCGAGGCCGGAGCCGUGGUUCUGUGCCGCUCCCACGGCCUGCCCCUGCGCUCCAAGCGGGGACCGGUAUCCUCCAUCCACUACAUCGCCAACGAGCUCGACAGCCUGCCCGGCCUGCCCGGCACGGUGGUGGUGCUCUCGGUGUGCGCCCACUUCACGUCGUUCCCCGCGGCGCUCUACGCCGGCCGCGUCGACCGCAUCGGCGCGGCGCUGCGGCGCCUGCUGCGUCGCGCCCCGCACACUCUCGUGCUCGUCAAGAGCGCCAACACCGGCUACCGCUCGGCGCACGGCUCCGAGUGGCUGGCGCGCGGCCUCGACGCGCUCAUGCGCCGCGCCCUGCGCCGGCACCUCGGCGCCGCCCUCGGCGCCACCGGCGGCGCCGGCGCCGGCGGCGGCGGCGGCGCCGUGGUGAUCGACGCGUGGGACAUGAGCGCGGGGCACCCGUCCCCCGAUGACAUCCACCCGGUGCGCGCGGUCGUGCGCGCCGAGGUGGAGCUCUUCCUGUCGUACGUGUGUCCUGACGAGGUGUGACGACGUGGCGACGAGGUGUGACGUGGCGACGAGGUGUGACGUGGCGACGAGGUGGAGCUCUUCCUGUCGUACGUGUGUCCUGACGAGGUGUGACGACGUGGCGACGAGGUGUGACGUGGCGACGAGGUGUGACGACGUGGCGACGAGGUGGAGCUCUUCCUGUCGUACGUGUGUCCUGACGAGGUGUGACGACGUGGCGACGAGGUGUGACGACGUGGCGACGAGGUGGAGCUCUUCCUGUCGUACGUGUGUGUCCUGACGAGGUGUGACGACGUGGCGACGAGGUGUGACGACGUGGCGACGAGGUGGAGCUCUUCCUGUCGUACGUGUGUCCUGACGAGGUGUGACGACGUGGCGACGAGGUGUGACGUGGCGACGAGGUGUGACGUCGUGACGAGGUGUGAAGUGACGACUAAGUGUCACGUGACGGAUAAGUGCGACGUGGCGACUAAGUGUGACGUGGCAAUGAGGUGUGACGUCAUGACGAGGUGUCACGUGACGGCUAAGUGUGACGUGUCGACUAAGUGUGACGUGGCGACGAGGUGUGAUGUGGCGACGAGGUGUGACGUCAUGACAAGGUGCGACGUGACGACCAAGUGUGACGUGGCGACGAGGCGUGACACGACGACGAGGUGUGACGUGACGACAUAACGCGACGAUGAUGGGGUGUGACGUGACGACAUGACGCGACGAUGAUGGGGUGUGACGUGACGACAUGACGCGACGAUGAUGGGGUGUGACGUGACGACAUGACGCGACGAUGAUGGGGUGUGACGUGUGGCGGGGAUGUAUGUACGAAUGCUCAACUCACUUUGCGCUGUACAUAGCCAAUCGUUGUAAUCGGGGGUGCGGAUGGGUGUGAGCUGUGAUGAUGCGUGUGGUGUGAUGUGAUGGGUUGGAUGUGAUAUGAUGGGAUGGUUGUGAUGCCGUUAUUUGGAUGUGAUGUGUGUGGGAUGGGUGUGAUGUUACGGGUGUGAUGUGAUUUGAGAUGCGACGGUAUGGGUGGAUGGGUGUGAUGACGUGAUGUGUGCGACAUGGGGUGUGAUUGGUGCAAGUGAGUUUGGGUGUCUUUGCCUAGGUUGCACAGUAGGGGGCACAGGUGGUGCGUCUGCCGGUCAUAUCUUCAGUCAGCCCUUGGCACUUGGGGUCUCUCCCGUGACCUGCCAGCGGCGAUCCUUCCGCACUUCGCCUGAUAGCCUGAAAGUGCACCUAGCUUGGCACAAGCGCUCCGGUGACAUUCCCACCACUUGGUGUGUUGCGUGGGGUGGGGGUGGCAGCGUAGUGGUUGGCGCACUGUGCUUCAAACCGCGCGGCCCGAGUUUGAUUCCCGCUCAGGGCAGAGACAUCGGUGACGUCUCUCUGAACUGGUAUUAGCGACGCCUCAACCCCCCCCAUCCCCCCCUAAGUCUGUGUGUAGACAUCACUGGGGAGCGCCUGUUGUUGUGGGUGGUGUUGUGGGGGUAGGGGGGGGGGCAGAUCACGUGACUCGCUUUCAUCAAUCUGUGCCAGUUAGCACACACACACACAGCGUGAUCACAGCGUGGGAGGUUUUGGGUUUGUGUUUUUACGUUAAAAGACCUUCGCAGCAAAACCCACUACAGCUCCCAGUGAAAAUUCCACAAGCAGUGUUGACUUCCCCCACAGUGUUACUCAAUUUAUCGACCACCCCGGCCCUCCGAUUGUGAGCCGCUUGCUUCACCGCCGAGACACGGAGCGGGGUUCCCGUGGGGUCGCGUAGCGCGUGCAGGAGAGCUGUGGAGCUGUUUAUCAGAAGCGACCUGGCCAUCAACGAAUGAUGGCUCAUCGAAGUGGCGUAUUCAUCGUCACGUGGAAAUGUACAGCAACAGCUGAACGCUCCUGAACGCGCGAUGUUCAUUCUAAAAUGUGGAGGGGAGAAGAAUCACACGCGACCGCCACGGGACACGAGAGAGACACGCAGACUCCAAAUAUACAGCAGCAGCAGGCCGGCCGGGGUCGGGAUCGAACCCACGACCUCCUGCAUACCAGGCGAUGGAGAUAACAUCCCGCCACAUCGGCGCCCUAUCGUGUGCAUCCCGGUCGCGGGUGGGGGGGGGGGGGCGAGGAGCGAGCGAUUGAAGGCGGAACGGAGUUUGGUGGGGGAGGCGGUGAGGUGUUAAACACUUAUUUUGUGUGAUGCAGAGAGACAAAUGGGAUGAGGAGGCAUCAUUGAUUUUAUUAUUCAAGGCCUGGUCGGGCCGACACCCUUCGUCCAGGCCGCGAGAACGCAACCCUGGACCGACGAUCGUCGUCAUCGUAUACCCCCUCCUACCCACAAUGCUCUUGCACGAUUCCCUGCAAAUUAAAUCUACAACUCAAAUCAACAAUC
Petromyzon marinus (sea lamprey) is the source of this 4343-nucleotide messenger RNA. The record is from RefSeq and is a predicted model, not a curated record. NCBI's taxonomy places the organism in Eukaryota, Metazoa, Chordata, Hyperoartia, Petromyzontiformes, Petromyzontidae.